Messenger RNA from Funneliformis mosseae, 1581 nucleotides. Lineage: Eukaryota; Fungi; Glomeromycota; Glomeromycetes; Glomerales; Glomeraceae. The record is from the annotation of a GenBank genome assembly.
AUGAGCGACGACCUCGAAACUGUGAAGCAAGAUAUUACGCAGACUAAGGAAGAGAUAGACCAUAUCAAAGGUCUUCCCACCGAUAACCCAGAGAGGGCGGCUUUUGCCCCUCUGUAUGGUUACCUCACGGAACUACAAAAAAAGGAAAAUAUUCUGCUGGAAAGAGCUCAACCAGAUAAAGUCAAUAUUAGAACGAGAAUUGUUCAAGCAUUCUGUGAUUCAACCGGUGUUGAAUGGCCAAGUGAACCAGCGAAACUGAGUUCUGCCCUUCUUGAACCAUUUCACGUAAAGAUUCCUAUUGAAACUGAAGUUCAUAAACAAUGGAAAUCAGAAGCUGGAGUUAUUGUUGAUGAUUAUUUUGUUGAUGCAGACGUGGAACAUUCUACAGCUGGUACAUUUGGUGCACGAUGUAUAGCCGCAAUUCCCGAGAAAUUAGGUGGUUCGGAAAAUCGCUUGAUUAGCAAAUAUGAUAAUAUAAUUGCUAAUAUGUGGGAGAUACUAAAGGCAACUCAACCUAUUGCUAUUGACAUUGACCGAAAUGUGAGCGAUGCUCCAGGAUUAACAGUGGAGUCCAUGAGACCAGAUGUUCUGGUUUGGGUACGAGACACACUCAUCUUCAAGGGUGAAGAAAAGAAAGAUGGAAUUUUUGAUGUUGUAAAAAAUGAGUUACGGGAAAAGAUGCAAGAUUGGAAUAUAGCAACAAGUGGAAACCUUCCCUACCUUUUGUCGUAUGGUGCAGUGAGAGAAAAAAUUCAAUUCUUUGCGAUUACUAAAAAUGCCAGUUUAGUGGAAAUCUCACCUCGAUAUGAUGUAUCCAAUUUUUCAGGGGCAUUCAAUGUUUUAAUAUCAGCUCUGAACAUGUUUAAAUUUUUUCUUACGGCCGCCACAUUACUUCCUGAUGAAGGAUUUCCUUUGAUGAAAAUUUUAAAGCGAAGUAAUGGCACACCUAUCUCAUUUAUUUCAUCCACUUAUGUCCAGAAACGAAUCGAUAGAUUUGAUGAAUAUCCCUACAGCAGCUUUGACGUUUUACAAAGAGUAUAUGAAACAGUGCGUCUGUGUGAGUAUGCUGCAAGAGCUUAUCAAGGUCCAGAAUUGUUAGAAAAGAAACGGGAUAAAAGGAAACUUGUGUCUUAUGUAGUGCAUAUUGAACCUGUGUGUUUUAGACAGCAGCCGCAUGAUGUCAGAGAAUUGAAAAUAGCACUAUAUCACAUAUUUCAAGUCCUUGUCAUAAUCCAUAAUACAGGUUUUGUACAUCGAGAUUUGCGAUGGGAAAAUAUUUGGAAAGAUAGCAAAGGAAGAUACAUUGUUGGUGACUGGGAGCAUGCUGGCAGGAUAAAUGAAAUACCAACUUUUGUUCUCAAUUGGUGGGCACCAGAACUCCAUACACUUCCCACACCACCUUAUACAGAUAAAGCAGAUAUAUUUCUUGUGGGAAGCUUAUUAGACACGAUGUCUCUAUUACUCUCAGCUGAAAAACUAAGACUUCGUUCACAGUUGAAGUUUGACAAUCCUGAUGAACGUCCCUCUGCUGCAGUUGUUUUGAAACACCAAUGGUUUGAUGAUAUAAGAGACGGUUUCUGA